This is a messenger RNA of Thlaspi arvense, 1305 nucleotides long. The record is from the annotation of a GenBank genome assembly. NCBI's taxonomy places the organism in Eukaryota, Viridiplantae, Streptophyta, Magnoliopsida, Brassicales, Brassicaceae.
AUGAGGCAAUUUGUUGUAACAGCUCUUGUUUUACUACAAGCUUCUGUUCUUCUUCAUCAAUCCACAUGUGUUGUGUUCCUCACUACACAAGACUCUCUUUCUCCUCAACCUUCUGCUUCCACUCCCGAACUAUCUCCGGGAUUUCAACAGGAAGAGCAUAAACAACAUAGUAACAACAUGAGACUGGUUAUUUCGCUUGCAGCCGCAUUUUCCUUAGUUGGUAUAAUCUUAGUUUGCUCUCUGCUCUAUUGGGUUUUCCAUAGGAGAAGAAACCUCAAGAGCUCAGGCUGCGAGUGUAGUGGAAUCACAUUGUCACGGUUCUUGAAUCGGUCAAAAACAUUCGAGAAGGGAUCUACAAAGCACAGAGUCGUGUCUUUGAUUGAUUACGAAACGAUAGAAAAGGGAACCAAUGGUUUCAAGGAGAGUAACAUUUUGGGGCAAGGUGGGUUUGGAUGCGUUUAUUUGGCUACAUUAGAGAACAACGUUCAAGCUGCGGUUAAGAAGCUAGACUGUGCCAAUGAAGAAGCAGCGAAGGAAUACAAGAGUGAGGUUGAGAUAUUGAGUAAGAUAGAGCACCCGAAUAUAAUAUCCCUCUUGGGUUAUAGCACGAAUGAGACUGCACGGUUCAUCGUCUACGAGCUGAUGCCAAAUGUCUCUCUGGAAUCUCACUUGCACGGAUCUUCUCGAGGGUCGGCGAUCACAAUCACGUGGCCUAUGAGGAUGAAGAUUGCUCUUGAUAUAGCGAGGGGACUAGAAUAUUUGCAUGAACAUUGCCAUCCAGCGAUCAUCCACAGGGACUUGAAAUCGUCCAACAUAUUAUUGGAUUGUAAUUUCAACGCAAAGAUUUCAGAUUUUGGUCUUGCUGUUGUGAAUGGACCAAAGAACAAGAACCUUAAACUUUCCGGGACAGUUGGCUACGUUGCACCAGAGUAUCUUCUCGAUGGCCAAUUGACAGAAAAGAGCGACGUGUAUGCGUUUGGAGUAGUGUUAUUAGAGCUUCUACUCGGGAAAAAACCGGUCGAGAAAACCGGUCCCAGUGAAUGCCAAUCCAUCAUCACUUGGGCAAUGCCUUAUCUCACUGAUCGGACCAAGUUACCAAACGUCGUAGAUCCUGCGAUUAAAGACACGAUGGACUUGAAACAUCUAUACCAGGUAGCAGCAGUGGCGGUUUUGUGCGUGCAGCCAGAACCGAGUUAUAGACCGUUGAUCACAGACGUCUUGCAUUCUCUUAUACCUUUGGUUCCUAUGGAGCUUGGUGGGACCUUAAAGACCAUCAGAAGAUCUUCUUCAAUGGAUCACUGUUAA